AUGACAACAAAGAAGUGGUGCACCACGAAGCCAAAGUGGAAGAAGAAGAGCUUACUGAAAGUGCACUGUAUUUCAGAUCCUAGUGCAAGUGACAAAGUGCAAUCUCGACCCAACUUUGAUGUAAACAAGGAAAAAGGUCUUGGUAGUUUAUUUGCACCUUAUGACAAGCCACCAUACAAGCCACCUUUGCCAUUUCCACAACGACAGCAACAACGUUCCAAGGAUCAACAAUGCAUUGAAUUCAUGAAGACGUUGGCUAAGGUUCAAAUUAAUUUGCCUCUAUUAGAUGCUAUUAAACAGAUCCCAUCAUAUGCCAAAUUUCUGAAGGAGCUAUGUUCUAAAAAGAAAAAGUUCUUGGAAUACGAGAAGGUGAUUUUAACUGAGCAAUGCAGUGUUGUCCUUUUACAUAAGCUACCACCCAAGAAGAAAGAUUCGGGGAGUUUCACUAUCUCUUGUACUAUUGGUGAAGGAGAACUCAAGCCCACAUCUGUGAGUCUUCAAUUGGCAGAUAGGUCUGUGACUUAUCCUUUGGGUAUUCUGGAAGAUGUGAUAAUUAAAGUGGAUAAAUUCUAUCUCCCAGCUGAUUUCAUUGUACUUGACAUGGAGGAAGACAAGGAAGUGCCUCUCAUUUUAGGCUGA
Messenger RNA from Malus domestica (apple), 639 nucleotides. RefSeq lists its product as uncharacterized. The record is from RefSeq and is a predicted model, not a curated record. NCBI's taxonomy places the organism in Eukaryota, Viridiplantae, Streptophyta, Magnoliopsida, Rosales, Rosaceae.